Mesocestoides corti is the source of this 2712-nucleotide messenger RNA. NCBI's taxonomy places the organism in Eukaryota, Metazoa, Platyhelminthes, Cestoda, Cyclophyllidea, Mesocestoididae. The record is from the annotation of a GenBank genome assembly.
AUGGUCUUGAAUAACUCUCAAAACUUCCUCGCCAGUUUGAAACUACUAGGACUUGUUCAGGAUAGUCCCCUAACUUACUUGUGUCCACCGUACCCUCCUGAUUUACUAGGAAUAUCGCCCCUUGCGACAGGAUGUAUAAAUAACACAUCAUCCGAUAAUGAUCCUGAGUCAGGACCACCAACUUUUCCUGCCUUUCGCCGACCAUUUUCCAUGCCAGAAGAAUUUCCAGCCCCCAGUGGUUCCUGGUCGCCUGUCGAUGUGAACACUUGGGAACGCUUCAGGUUUCCCAAUAUGACUCGGCAUACACCGCUCUAUCUGGCUCUAAGAAACACAAUAAUAUACCUUUGGAACAAGUGUCCCACGUGCCUUGUCACUCCGGAUCGCGCUGCAGAGCUUCUUCUUGUCAGAGGUCUGGUGCGCGUUGUCCUCAUUGACCAGUGGCUUCCCCAAAUUCUUUAUGCUUUUACUCGAAUGGGUCUGGUUAAUGUCGGUGUUUGUUCCAUGCAGGAAAACCUUGAUGCGUCGCCGUCGGGCCGAAUUGAAGUCAUAGGACGAGUGGAUCUCAAAACAGCUGUACUCCAGAGGCAGAUAAGUAAUUAUCUCAAAGUUCAACACUCUUCGUCGACCGAUGAGCCCAGCGUAGCCGAAUUUUUAACAUUUAGAAGUCUGCCGCCGCCACCACCACCACCACCACCGGUGUUUAGUGAAACUCAACUAGCGGCCAAGUCAGUGCCUCGAUUAAAUGUUUUGCCCACCUUUCAAAGCCACUACUUUGCUAAUCAUGUGGUCGGCGCCAUGAACAAUGACGUGGUCCUGCUUGCUCACCAGGCUAAACUAACGACCGAAUUGGAGGCACAAGCAACCCUGUUUCACAAAACAGACACAGGGCUUGCUCUUCUGCCAUGUUUUUUAACUGACCGGAUUGAAUUCCACGUCGAAGCACUCUUCGAUCGGGUGGUGUUUGGGCCCGAUAGCCGAGGCGCGUCCACUUUGACGAGUUUUAAACCGCCAACAGUUCAAGAUGCAUGGGAUUCUUUGGAUCAAUCGAUCCGAUCUCUUCUCCCCGACCUUGAUAGUUCGGAGGUUGAGCACUGUCUUAUAGAGUACUUUCUGGCGUGCAUUGAGGAACGGAUAACUGAGAGUCUGCUCGUUUCAGACCCCCGAAAUCCACCAUCCAUCGUUUCUCUUAGUGAGUUAGCCCCCUGGCAAACGGCUCUCCUGUUGUCGUCCAAAUCUGGCCCUCAGUCGCCGUCGUCGUCGUCUCCGCCGCAAUUCCUCUCCGACGACACCGAAUGCGACGCGUGCACCCUUCUCCAAGUGACCUACGGCAACCCCUCAGUCGUCUUCCCUGGCGCCAAUGCCUACAAAGACAUCCUCGAUCAUCUCAUCUCCCCGUCUGAGAGGCUCGUGGUAUCUAGUGUAGCUGUUUCACUAAGUGGAGACCAACAGGGGCUCUUUGUGCGACGCCAGACCGCUACCGCCCCUGUCCGUGCUAAUUCAGUUGUGAUUUGCCUUCCCCUGUCAUCUCUCAAAAUUGUCUUUUGUGACGACCCAGUGAAGCAACUGAAUGAAAAUAGGGCUCCCGACGGAGAAGCCUCUUUGCCGAUAUUUUUGCCGCAUCACUUCCGUCUGUCGUUGCCUCAAUUCGAGCCCAGUCUCCAGUCAGUGGCUGCAAGCACAGAAACCCGCUUGUGCAUCGCAGUGACCCUUGUCUACCCAUCGGCCUGGUGGCGAACACUGCUUACCGAAGCGAUGGUGAAGGAACCCACGUGGAAGACAAAACUGGAGGAAGGCGAGGAUCUGCGGGACGGAGACGCUGCGCCUACCAUUUCCCCAAGUCUGUUCGCCGUGCUUCCUGAAGAGCGGAGUGCACGGGGAUUCUGUCACGCGUUCACCGAUUUAACUCCCCAAUCUUUGCUGAAUGAAUUUGGCAUUCUCCAAACUCGAAUCAUAUCCACAAGCGCCGCAGACUACUGGGACAAGGAUGAUUUCACCAUUGCCAACACAGUGCAUGCGCACUUAGUGAAAAUUUCCCAGCCCCAUACGAGUCUCCCACCAGCGCCCCUGUGUUCCGAUGUAGCCCGUCUUUCCUCCUCGUCUUUAUGCGACAACUCGACUGGGCCGUCGCUGGAAGCUACCUCCAAGGUAGACGCACUCGUCGAUUGUGGAAUAUCUGUGAAAUUCUCCGAUUCAGGUCAGGUAGUGGCCGCACCUGACGAGGAAUUUGCUGUGUCGAAGACCUGGUGGAAGUUACUGGCAGACGCAGCUUCCAUCUACGUGAUGGCUGGACUAACAGAACCGAACCACGCAUCCGAUGCUGCCGAGAUUCGUCCAGAAGUAGGCGACCCUCUGUCACAGGAGGUCACGACGGGCCUGGAAUGGACCGAGGUAUAUUUGUCCAACAGCGCCUCUUCACCGUGGUGCGCAAAACGCGCGAUGCGCCUGCUUCGACGUGCCUUUACAAGGAAUGCUGAAGACCUCGCUUCAGACGGCAACGAUGACGACGAAAUCAACCUAUUGCCUUCGAAUUCUCCCCGCGCGUUCUGCGAAAACGAGUGCCCAGAUGCCGAGAUGGAGGAAGUGUCGGUCAGUGGACGGGUUUCUUCCUCCACACUUACUUCUCCAGCCGGUACUCCCAUAAUUGACAUCGAUCACAGCCCUUCUAGCCGGUCUAUGCGGUACCUCAAGCGGAGACUCACUCUUGAAAAAUGA